CGUCUCAUUGAAGGAGCGGAGCCCAAGAGGAGCGAAACAUGGCGACCUCGAAUAAUCCGCGAAAAUUCAGUGAAAAGAUCGCGUUACACAACCAGAAGCAAGCGGAAGAGACAGCUGCGUUCGAGGAGGUGAUGAAAGACCUGAGCAUUACUCGCGCGGCGCGUUUACAAUUACAGAAGACUCAGUAUUUACAGCUCGGUCAGAACCGAGGACAGUACUACGGCGGCUCUUUGCCAAAUGUCAACCAGAUUGGAAACACCACCAUUGACCUCCCCUUUCAGACUCCUUUUCAGAAUUCGGGAUUGGACACAAGCAGAACAACUCGUCACCAUGGGCUGGUGGACAGGGUCUACCGGGACAGGACUCGCAUAACAUCGCCUCACCGCAGACCUCUCUCUGUGGACAAACAUGGCCGUCAAAUUGAUAGCUGUCCGUAUGCCUCUGUGUAUCUGUCACCCCCACCUGAUACCAGCUGGAGGAGGACCAACUCAGACUCUGCCCUGCAUCAGAGCACUUUGAACCCAAACCCACAAGAUGCAUUUGCAGGAGGGUCCCAAGAUUUGCAGCCAAAACAAGUUCUUCUUCUCACUAUGCCUGGAACAGGGGAACCUGAAAGUGACAUGGACAAAGAAGGUCAAAAGCAGAUAUGGCAUCACAAAAAGACUACUUCAACAAGGCCCAAGUCAAACAAAAUACCUGGAAUCAACAUAUUUCCAUCUCCAGAUCAGGAGAUUAUUGCAUCUCUAAUCCCAGCGGCACACAACACGGGCGGAUCUCUGCCAGACCUGACCAACAUCCAGAUUCCCCCUCCUCUCACCACACCCCUGGACCCUGAUGACUCCUCUUCCUCUCUCAGUGCCUCCAACAGCACUGGCAACCUGGCCAACAGUCACAUGGGCCUCACGUCUGCCAGCCAAGGUGUGACAUCAGCCCAGCCCACAGCGACAGUGAGUGUUCAGCGCCGCCAUGAGAAUGUAGUUCCUCUGAUCCUCAACACAGAUUCCCAGCAGCACCCGAGUCUUCAUCAGCUGUCGCCCACACUCUCUCCUCCGCUCUCUCUCGCACAGGCGGUGGCAAUAGAUGCCAUGACGCUGGAGCAGCAGUUGGCUCAGUAUGCGUUCUUCAGUCAGCCGUCCACACAGACACAGGGGGCCGGUGGGCUUCCCCAGCUCCAGCAGAACACCCAGCUGCCAUCUGUCUCCGGAAGUCAGACACAAACCUCUGUGGGCAAUGAUAUUAACACGGCUGCUUCCCUCCAGCAGUACCGCUGUAGGGUGGGGUCUUCGGCCAAUCAGUCUCCAACCUCUCCGGUCUCCAAUCAAGGCUUCUCUCCGGGGGGCUCGCCUCAACACUCAUCCAUUCUCGGAAGUGUCUUUGCUGAUGCCUUUUACGACCAACAGCUGUCCCCUCUGCAAACCAACGCUUUGUCUCAGCAGCUGGAGCAGUUUAACAUGAUUGAGAAUCCCAUCAGCUCAAACAGUCUGUACACUGAGGGAUCCACUCUAAACUACUCUCAAGCUGCGAUGCUAAACCUCAGCGGGAGCCACGGCAGCCUGCAGGACUCGCAGCAGCUAGGCUACAGCAGCCAUGGGAACAUCCCCAACAUCAUUCUCACAGUUGCAGGAGAGUCUCCCCUGAGCCUAUACAAAGAGUUGUGCAACUCUCUGACAGGUGACGUGAGCUUUGACGCAGAUUCCCAGUUCCCUCUGGAUGAUCUGAAAAUCGAUCCGCUGACACUGGACGGCCUGCACAUGCUCAACGAUCCAGACAUGGUUCUGGCCGACCCAGCAACAGAAGAUGCUUUCCGGAUGGACAGACUGUAAAUCUUUAGGUAUGCCAUGUUCAUUUGUCCUUCUUUGAGAUGGGUGUUUAAAUGGGAGGGAAGCAGCAUGUUUCGGGGACACUUUCCCCCUUUUUCUCGAAGCCCAUCCUCUGGGAAGAGAUUGCUGAGAAUGCUGCCGCAGCAUACUAGGGGAGAAUGGGAAAGCAGUGCUGCCACAUGUAACGAAUCAAGCUUUUGAGAAAGCAGCCCAUCGUUUCUUAGGAUUAUACACUCGCACCUCAGCAAUUGUGGUUCCUUUAGCUCUAUAGAGAGAAUGUGACACUACAUAAAUUCCCUCUUAAAAUUCAAACAUGCGUUCUUCCAUUUCAUUUCUUCCUCCUGAUGCCUGCCAUAAAUGCCUGUUACUUUCCUUUUUCUUUAAGUACAAAUGUUUAGUUAUGCACUUUUAUACAUGCAUAUGCCACCAAAAACAUAGUUUAUGAUCCGUUUUGAAUUUAUUUUCCUAUACAAAUGUUUCUUGCUUGAAAAAACAUGAAUGGUUCAAAAGGAGUGUUAAUCCUCCCCAUUUUAAGGGCAGCUUUCAUGCACCUGCAACACGUCAACAACACUAAUGUACUUCAGUGCAGUCUGAACAUAUGAUUGUAAUGUUUUAUAGAUGUCUAGCUUUGUCACGUCGUUUUAGAUAGUGGUACAGUGCUAUUGUGUGCUCAAGAUGAUCAAAUUCAUCUGGCUGAAAAGUGUGCAACUGGGAAUCUUAAUAUCAAAAGACACAUUUACACGUUUAAUGGGAUAAGUUCUGUCAUCAUUUGCUCACCCUUGUAUGCCUUUUAUUUGUGGAGGAAAAUAUUUUUGUCCAUACAUUAAAAGACUUUCAUUGUUUUGUCACACACACAAAAAAGAAACUCGUACAGGUUUGGAAUGAAGAGAGAGAGUAAAUGAUGACAUUACUUUUCAUUUUUGAGUGAACUGUCCCUUUAAGAUGUGCAGUAUAUGCACAUAAACAAUGUAAAAGGAAGUGGCUAGUGAACAAUUUGUUAUGAAUUUAGGAAACCUUUUCAUGCCAGUAAUAUGGUGUUUUAAAUCAACAGACUUAUAUAAUAAAUGUACAGUAUGUAGUGUUACAGUUCGGCCUAAAAUCUCGGCCAUGGUAAAGGGUACAGUCAAAAUGAUGCUACAAACUUUACUCUGAAAGAAACAUUAUCUGACAGUAUGCGAUCAUGAUGAUCGUUUGCAUAUACGUAUGUAUGUAUCAGAACUAUUCACUGUGAUAACCAGAUUCUGCCUUACACUGAAGAUGCAGUUUUUUGUCCGUUUUGUUCUCCGUAGCUGAAGGUGUUUUCUGGUACUGUAACUCACGAGGUUGUCCUGGCACACAGUUCUCUUUCAUCUACUGGUGGCUUUGUGAUAUCAUAUGCCCAAAUGGAGAGGUUUACUGCUCUUUUUAAAUCCUGUCACUUUCAUCUUUUUCUCAUGUUUCUCAGACUUUUAUACUCUUACCACAUUUGUAAGUGUGAGAAUUUUGUUUACAAUUUGAAAACAUUAAUAUGAUCUUAAUGUUUAAAUUAUUGAAAUGCUAUAUAAGUUUAUGUAAAAUUUCUCUACCUACAAGGGGAUAAUCUGAUUUGGAUUAAUAUCUAUGCAAAGCAUAAUCACAUACUAAAUCACAAAAAUACUAAAGAAAAGGCUCAAACAGACAUACAGCUUUUAAAGCAUCUGUGGGUUCUGAGUCUGUGCAGCUGAAAUUUACUUGUUACAUGGAUUGCUUUGUCUGUUGUCCGCAUAAAGGAAAAAAAAACGAAGCAGUUAAUGCAUGAAAACCAUUUUUAUUCUCCGUAAGGGAUUGUUCUUGAAAGGGAUCUGAUUACACCGUGUAAAUUUCCUGUAUAAAAAAAGCAUGAUCUACAUGUGCUUUGUCUCUGACAAUGAGGAUCAUGAUUCAUGUGUUCAAAAUGUAAAAUAAUUGACGGGAAGGAUGUGUCAGGUAAUCAGUUACUGUUAUAUUCUUUUACUUGACUGCUUCAUUGAAAAGAACAGCAUUGCUGAAACCAGAAUGUAUUUCAUCAUUUUUAUGUUGGACCAAACAUAUUACUGAAACUAGCAUUAUUUUUGUUACUGUGGCAUUUGUGUACCUUUCCACAUGUUUAAUAGUUGCCCUCUGCUUUGUUGUGGCAUCUCCAUUUCAUUUGCAAGAGGCUACUUUGUACAGAAACUCAUAGCUAUUGAACUGUGAGCGUUUUUUAUUUUCGUUUUAUUUUGCAUGUCUGACCAUCACAAGUAUUGGUGAUUGACAAGCUGUGCACUUUUAUUUCUUUGAUAUUUUAUUUUACAUCUCUAUAUAUGUGUUGUGCAUUUGUAAACUUACUACAUGAAAUCACUUCCUACAUUCACUUGGCACUUUAAUCAAUACCCAAUCCAUUUUUUUUUGUUCACCCCUCUGAGUGACUGUUAAGUGCACUGGGUCUAUUUCCCCCUCUGUUUGGCCGACUUUGCCUUCUAAUCUAAGACAAGUAUUUUUGAAGAGGAAAAAGUAUCUGUUGUCUAUUUAUGAUUUUAUACUUGGUCAACGCAAAAAAAAACAUUUUUAUGUAGUAUUAGGAAAAGUUUGAAAGUUCCCCAAUAUUAACAAAAUGCAUUUAAGAAGGCAGGUUACCUUUCUGCAUCUCAGUUCAACAUAGUAGACCAUUGUACCUUUUAUGAAGUUUCAUCUGUGGAUCAUAGUGUAUCGUUUCAGUGAACCUAACCAAUCCAGAACAUUUCUGGUCCAGAAAGGAGAGCAUGCAGACAAGACAAAGUCAUCAGUGUAACCCAUAACCUGUUCAGUAUCUAAUGUAUGCACCGUCAACAUGUAUAUAAAUGCAACACUUACACAUUUCUAUAUUUUAAAAAGUAAGAGUAGAUCAUAAAAUAUCAGGAGUAUGUAAAAAAAAAAAAAAAAAAAAAAAAAAAAAAAAAAUAUAUAUAUAUAUAUAUAUAUAUAUAUAUAUAUAUUAAAUGAACAAUAUGGAACUGUAUGUUUUUACAUUUUAAAAUGCUUUAAGUGGACACUAUACUGUCCCUCGUUCAGGUUUUUUUUCAUACUUUCCUCAAACUCAUGGUUUAAACACACAGAUCUGUGUUCAUUACCAAGUGUGCUCACACUUCUAGCCAAGUCAUAAAAGAAUCCCUGUUUCAAAUGUACAUGCAGUUUUGCUUUUCAGCCUCUGUACACUGAACCUUGUUGAAGCUUUGUGAAAAAAUAUCCUCUUAUGUCUUUUUGUAGUAUUCGCAGUAGAACUAUUCGUUUCUAGAUUAUAUUCUUUUAUUUUGUGUUUUGUGUUUGAUGUUUAAGUACUGUAAAAGUUGUCUUCACAUGCUCAAGGUCUGUUUGCGGCAGUGUGUUGUAGUUUUGUGGUUUCUUUGCAGUGGUUGCUUCAUCCAAUCAGUUCCUAGAUUUCCAAAUAUCUGACUUGGCCAGUUUUCUUUGCAUUCAAAAAUAUUUUACUUAUUUUUAAGUGUGCCAGUAGGUUUUUAAGCAUCUUUAACCUAUUUAAAAAAGUGUUUUUUUGGGGGGGGGGUUUUUUAAGAUGAGCCCUACUCAUAAUUAGUUUGUAUCAUUCAUUUGCCAAAAUGCCCAGUUCAUAGGGCCAGAAAAAGGAAUAGUGCAGAAAGUUUGUUUGUAUACUAUACAUGCAUACUUUCUCUAUAAUUGACAAGCCAUUGAAAAAAGCCAAAGUUUGUUGUUUGUAUUUUUUUAAAUUGAAGUUAUGCUUGGUCUGCUACUGUUAUGUCUUCAAUAUAAAGAUGCUCUUGUUAAAUUGUUAGUUUGCCACAGAGACUACCUAGUGUCUUUGUUGACCAACGGUAAGAAUUUUCUUUGGUAUUUUAGGACAAGCAUAUUUAUAAAUGAAGCAGUUAUGUACCUUGAUGUAUAAUCUCUCCCAGGGCCAACCAUUUACAUGAGACUCUAUAUGUCUUCAGCCUUUAACACUGAAAACCCUUAUUUAUAAUGGGUGAACUUUUUCUGCAUGGUACUGAAUAUUAAAAUACCCACAAGUCUCAAUGUGAUGUCCUGCUUUUUUGCAGUUAUCAAGCUUAGAGUAUAUCUGAACUCUCUGCUAGUGCAUUACUAAAACUUUUGCAACUGGAAAUAUAAUUUUUGCUGAAGUGGUUUUGUAUAAUUUUUUUCCUUUAUGUAAAAAAAAAAAAUUGUUAGUGCUAAAGAGACAACUUGAUAAUGCAACCUAGUGGAACUAAAAUUAAUACAUAUUUUAAAACUUUCAAAUACUCUACAGUAUGUGCAUUUAAUGAUUGUGAACUGUCUUGGUGGUUCAUAUCUAUACAAAGGCAGCUAAUUUCUAUUUUUUCAAUGUAUGAUAAUUCAGAUGUUGCACAUACAUUUGACUGAAAAGUCCAGACAUUAGUCCAAUUUUUUGGAACAAGACAACUCUACUCACCAAAUAUGCAAACCUUGCUUUCAGGAACAUAGCUCUGCAGCUUUGUGGUUUGGUUUAUCUGACCCUUUAAAACAAAAGGAAAAUAUGUUCCUAUUACUAUGUUUUCUAUGAAAAAUAGAAAACAAAAUGAUUUAAAAAAAAAAAAGAAUAUAAAACAUUGUGGGCUUUAUAAGUGUGCUACUUAUUUAAAACAAAGUGUUAUCAAGCUUAAAUGACAUUGUCCUUACUGUAUUUUUCUGUGUGGAAGCUUAAGUCUUUGUACCUUUGCAUUAAUAUUUGUUUAUUGAAUUGAAUAAAAAUGAUAAAAAGCA
This is a messenger RNA of Carassius gibelio (silver crucian carp), 6527 nucleotides long. It is a transcript of the gene crtc1a, whose product is annotated as CREB regulated transcription coactivator 1a. The transcript has 14 exons. Gene Ontology annotation, cellular component: cytoplasm; nucleus. Lineage: Eukaryota; Metazoa; Chordata; Actinopteri; Cypriniformes; Cyprinidae. The record is from RefSeq and is a predicted model, not a curated record. Gene Ontology annotation, biological process: protein homotetramerization; positive regulation of transcription by RNA polymerase II. The coding region runs from base 39 to 1823 and encodes 594 amino acids. Gene Ontology annotation, molecular function: cAMP response element binding protein binding.